GUGGAGUGGACAUGGGGGAUUAUGAGGCCUUGAUCACAAAUGUACAGCUGACUUCAACCAGUUGUAUGAACACCAUCAAUAUGACUGGACUCUUUGAGGGAGACACAGCCAACAUCAGCUGCCCUUACCCACGAGGCUAUGAAGACAAGGAAAAGUUCUUCUGCAGGGAAGAGAGUCCUGUGAGAGGCUGUGUGGAUCAAAUCACUGUCAAGAAGACGAGUACCUGGUUGGUCAAUGGAAUGUUCUCUGCUUUUGACGAUGAUGUCACUAGGAACUUCAAGGUGGAGAUGAAAGGCCUGACAGCAGAGGAUUCUGGGAUAUACUGGUGCGUAUUUGACAGAAAAUGGAAACCUGCCAACUACACAAGGUUCAUCUUGUUUGUGGGCGUGUAUCUGGUCGUCCCAGUAUCUUUGAGUGUAACAGCACUGAUCAUCAUCAUCAUCAUCAUCAUCUGGAGAUGCAAGAGAAAGAUGACACAUGAGUAG
Messenger RNA from Alosa sapidissima (American shad), 485 nucleotides. Its product is annotated as CMRF35-like molecule 6. NCBI's taxonomy places the organism in Eukaryota, Metazoa, Chordata, Actinopteri, Clupeiformes, Clupeidae. The coding region runs from base 12 to 485 and encodes 157 amino acids. The record is from RefSeq and is a predicted model, not a curated record. The transcript is spliced from 4 exons.